AAAACAAAUGUCUGAAACAUUAGUCUAUGGUUUGGUUCUCAUAACCUCUAAUUCAUAAAAAAAGUUAUAAAUGAAUUAAAUUUAAAUAAUUUACUACACAAUUAAAGCCUUUACUAAUAGAAUAUUUAUUUCAAAUAAAAUACAUAAGAAUUACAUGCAUUAUUAUGGCGGGGUCACUCUUUCGAUCGGUGCUUAACAAUACACUCCAAGCAUAUAAAACAAAUACUUUGAAUCUGAAAACUGUGCAUACAUCAGCAGUAUACUAUGCAGCUCGUAAAGGCACCAGGGCUAAAGCACGUGCUAAAAAAGUCAAAGUUGAAGUCACAAAAGUUGGUUUCAUUCCCCACAAUCAAAGAGGAAAGGAUAAAUUAGUAAAACAAGUAAACAAACAUUUAGAUGACACAUUCAAGGGUGAACCCAUGGAUGAUGUUUACCCUCUGAAGUACUACAGAUGGGUGGUAUACUCCGCCGAAGAUGCAGUUCGAGCACACCAAGAAACGCACCACCCGACUAUGUACAAUCAGCCAGAUGCCCUUGUAUAUGCCCAAGUUGAAUUUAACAUGCAAGGUGUUAAAAAGAAUCGCUACAUUGACAAUUUCACCCGGUUGAGUUUGUUGCCACACAUGUUUCCUCGUGACGAAGAGCGCACGAUCCUCGUCUUCUGCAAGGGUCAGGAGCUGAUUAAAGAGGCUUCAGACGCUGGAGCAACCACAGCCGGGAGCACUGAGCUCGUGAAGAAAAUUCAGGAGGGCCAGCUCAAACUGAGUGACUACGAUUACGUGAUAGCCCAUCCCAACAUCAUUACGGAUCUAGUGCCAAUUCGUGGACUGAUGAAGAAGCGAUUCCCGAACGUUCGCGCGGGCACUCUCGACCCACAAGUUGGGGUGCUGGUCAAGAAAUUUGCUGCUGGAGUGCAGUAUCGAGUGGUCAAGGACGAACACCAACAGAAUCAUGGGUCCGUUGAAGUGCCUAUUGGAAGAUUAAACAUGGAGCCGAAACUCGUAGCUGAGAAUAUUGAAGCAUUGUUAAAGGAUAUGCAAUCAGUACGUCCAAGGAGAGAUGGCCUUUUCAUCACCAGAUGUCUCAUUGCAAGCCCGCCGUCUAAAGAAAUAUUUAAGAUCGAUCCAUUCGUGUUUGUUGACCAAAAUCUCUCGAAGGAAGUGCAAGAGGACAGUGACGAUGAAGCCGAACCUGUCGCUGCCACUGCUUAGAAUAAUUCAUAGCUAUCCUUAUUAUGUAGAUAGAUGUUGAUUAAAAUUU
Chilo suppressalis (striped riceborer) is the source of this 1260-nucleotide messenger RNA. The record is from the annotation of a GenBank genome assembly. NCBI's taxonomy places the organism in Eukaryota, Metazoa, Arthropoda, Insecta, Lepidoptera, Crambidae.